This is a messenger RNA of Zeugodacus cucurbitae (melon fly), 793 nucleotides long. RefSeq names its product protein C10. The record is from RefSeq and is a predicted model, not a curated record. Gene Ontology annotation, biological process: post-embryonic development. Lineage: Eukaryota; Metazoa; Arthropoda; Insecta; Diptera; Tephritidae. The transcript has a single exon. The coding region runs from base 183 to 533 and encodes 116 amino acids.
UACCUUCCACACAUUGACAUUUCUGGGAAAAUCACUAUUUAAAGAUUGUAAACAAAAACUUAUUUUACAAAAUUGUUAAAAACAUAUAUAAUAUAAUAAAUACAUAGAUUUCAUACUGCACUGCUCAAAAUAACAACAAAACAAUAACAUUUAUUCCAUAGCCAGCCACUAGUGUUAUUAAAAUGGCGUACUUAGUGAAUUUUAGCAAUGACACUGCCAAGCAAAUACUCAUUGAAAUCAUACGCACAGUGAAUCAACCAGAGAACUCCAAGAAAUUAUCGGAAGCAAAGGCAUCGGCUGGCAAAGAGAUGUUGCUAAUGAUGCAGCAUGUCUUUCCGCUGGUUAUGCAAUUACAAACGGACGUAAUCAAAACUUAUGGUUUCCCCGGCAAUCGUGAGGGCCUAGUGCAAUUCUCACAGUUGGUGCGUGAAAUGGAACGUGAGGAUGUGGAAAUCGCAAGAUUGCGUAGUCAAAUCAGAGCCAUCUAUUUGCCGCCCAUAGCUAUAAAUACAACUAAUGAUAUUUUGAUAUAAGCAGAGAAUAUGCAAAAUAACAAGACUGAAGCCAAAUUAUGUAUUAACAAACAAAAAUAGAACGACGCUCAAUAACAAGCGUUAAGCACAAUAAUGCAUUUACCUAAAGACACACCGUUUAUACAUGCAUAUAAAGUAUAUAAUAUAUAUCUAAGAAAUAAUUAUAUUGUUUAAGUUAUAACAGGCUUUUGUAAAAUAUAAUUUUUGUGCUAAAGCAGCUUAAUAAACAAAUAUUUACAUACACAUGUUAAAAACAAAAA